AUGGCUGUCGGUGGCGACAAGAAGGCUGUCCAUUUUGGAGCUGGCAACAUCGGCCGAGGCUUCGUUGCCUGCUUCCUCCACAACUCUGGCUACGAGGUCGUCUUUGCCGAUGUUGUUGACUCUCUCAUUGACAAGAUCAACUCAACACCCUCAUACAAGGUCAUUGAGGUCGGCUCAGAGGACACCACCGAGAACACCAUCACCAACUACCGCGCCAUCAACUCCAAGACUCAUGAGGAGGAAUUGAUCAAUGAGAUCGCCACCGCCGAGGUCGUCACCUGCUCAGUUGGCCCGAAUAUUCUGAAGUUUAUUGCUCCCGUCAUCGCCAAGGGCAUCGACCGCCGCUCCAAAGAUGAUGCUCCGCUGCAUGUUAUUGCUUGCGAAAACGCUAUUGGAGCUACCGACACUCUUGCCAAGCAUAUAAAAGACCCUGCCAACACCGCUCCCGAGCGUCUCGAGGACCACCAUCUCCGAGCCCGCUAUGCCAACUCUGCCAUAGACAGAAUUGUGCCUGCUCAGGAUCCCAACGCUGGUCUUGAUGUCACCCUUGAGAAGUUCUUCGAGUGGGUAGUCGACAAGACCCCUUUCGAGGAUGUUGGCAUCCCCUCAAUUGAGGGUAUCAACUGGGUGGACAACCUGGCGCCGUUCAUCGAACGCAAGUUGUACACUGUAAAUACGGGACACGCCACUGCCGCCUACCAUGGCUAUAACCGAAGAAAGCGCACCGUCUACGAUGCCUUGCAAGAUCGAGUCAUCAUGGCCGAAGUACGUGGCGCGCUGAUGGAGACCAAGAACCUCAUUGUCUCCAAGCAUGAAUUUGGUGAAGAUGACCAAGCUGCCUACGUUGAAAAGAUUAUCAAACGUAUCGGCAACCCUCAUUUGGAGGACGCCGUGGAGCGUGUAGGCCGUGCCCCUCUGCGAAAGCUUUCUCGAAAGGAGCGCUUCAUAGGGCCUGCGGCCGAGCUCGCUGAGCGUGACCAACCCAUCAAAUUCCUCCUUGACGCUAUCGAGAUGUGCUUCCGCUUCCAGAACGUCGAAGAAGACGAAGAAUCCAAGGAGCUGGCCAAGAUCAUGUCUGAGGACAGCCCCAACGAGAUUGUCAGCAAGGUUUGCGGCAUCCAAACUAGUGACAAGAUUUAUCCCUCGCUGGUCUCCAUUGUUCAGCGUGUUCAAGAAGACAGCCGCGAAGAUUGA
This is a messenger RNA of Metarhizium album ARSEF 1941, 1194 nucleotides long. Its product is annotated as mannitol-1-phosphate 5-dehydrogenase. The coding region runs from base 1 to 1194 and encodes 397 amino acids. Gene Ontology annotation, biological process: mannitol catabolic process. The transcript has 2 exons. The record is from RefSeq and is a predicted model, not a curated record. Gene Ontology annotation, molecular function: mannitol-1-phosphate 5-dehydrogenase activity. NCBI's taxonomy places the organism in Eukaryota, Fungi, Ascomycota, Sordariomycetes, Hypocreales, Clavicipitaceae. Gene Ontology annotation, cellular component: cytosol.